GCCACUCGUCUGUCUGGCUGGCUGUGGCCAAGGACAGUGUUUGCCCAGCCUCUCACUCUGUGACCGAGGGGUGGGACUUUUUUGUUCCCCAUUGCUGUGGCUGCCUGUGUGGGCUUGCUCAUCCAAGGCUCCUCCUGCCCCUUCCUCCUGCUCUGGAGGGCGCUUGUUCUGAAUUCUGAGUGCCCCGGGUGCUGCACCUGCCUCAGAAGCCCAUUUGUGACUGGGUGAAGCCUAUUUCUUUUCAGGGAACUGUGCGCAGGUGUGACCAGGUAGACAUCCCUUGCUGUUGUUCCCAGCUGCCUGGUCUUGAAUAUCAUCAUGGCCAAACCUUAUGAAUUUAACUGGCAGAAGGAAGUGCCAUCCUUCUUGCAGGAAGGGGCAGUUUUUGACAGAUACGAAGAGGAAUCUUUUGUGUUUGAGCCCAACUGCCUCUUCAAAGUGGACGAAUUUGGCUUCUUCCUGACCUGGAAGAGUGAAGGCAAGGAAGGACAAGUGCUAGAAUGUUCCCUCAUCAACAGUAUUCGGCUGGCAGCCAUACCAAAGGAUCCCAAAAUCCUGGCUGCUCUAGAAGCUGUUGGAAAAUCUGAAAAUGAUCUGGAAGGGCGGAUAUUGUGUGUCUGCAGUGGCACAGAUCUGGUGAACAUUGGCUUCACUUACAUGGUGGCUGAAAACCCAGAAGUAACUAAGCAAUGGGUAGAAGGCCUGAGAUCAAUCAUUCAUAACUUCAGGGCAAACAACGUCAGUCCGAUGACAUGCCUCAAGAAACACUGGAUGAAACUGGCAUUUCUGACCAACACGACUGGUAAAAUUCCAGUGAGAAGUAUUACCAGAACCUUUGCAUCGGGGAAAACAGAAAAGGUGAUCUUUCAAGCCCUCAAGGAAUUAGGUCUGCCCAGUGGCAAGAAUGAUGAAAUUGAGCCUGCUGCAUUUACUUAUGAAAAGUUCUAUGAACUGACACAAAAGAUUUGUCCUCGGACAGAUAUAGAAGACCUUUUUAAAAAAAUCAAUGGAGACAAAACUGAUUAUUUAACGGUAGACCAAUUAGUGAGCUUUCUAAACGAACAUCAACGAGAUCCUCGGCUGAAUGAAAUUUUAUUCCCAUUUUAUGAUGCUAAAAGAGCAAUGCGGAUCAUUGAGAUGUAUGAGCCUGACGAAGAUUUGAAGAAAAAAGGCCUCAUAUCAAGUGACGGGUUUUGCAGGUAUCUGAUGUCAGAUGAAAAUGCCCCAGUCUUCCUAGACCGCUUAGAACUCUACCAGGAGAUGGACCACCCCCUGGCUCACUACUUCAUCAGUUCUUCCCACAACACCUAUCUCACUGGCCGGCAGUUUGGCGGAAAGUCUUCAGUGGAAAUGUACAGACAAGUUCUCCUGGCUGGUUGCAGGUGUGUUGAACUUGACUGUUGGGAUGGAAAAGGUGAAGAUCAGGAACCAAUAAUAACUCAUGGAAAAGCAAUGUGUACGGACAUCCUUUUUAAGGAUGUAAUCCAAGCCAUCAAGGAAACAGCGUUUGUCACAUCAGAAUAUCCUGUAAUACUCUCCUUUGAAAACCACUGCAGCAAAUAUCAACAGUACAAGAUGUCCAAGUAUUGUGAAGAUCUAUUUGGGGAUCUCCUGUUGAAACAAGCACUCGAAUCACAUCCACUUGAACCAGGCAGGCCUUUGCCAUCCCCUAAUGACCUCAAAAGAAAAAUACUCAUCAAAAAUAAAAGGCUGAAACCUGAAGUUGAAAAAAAACAGCUCGAAGCUUUGAAAAGCAUGAUGGAAGCUGGAGAGACAGCUGCCCCGGCUAGCAUCUUAGAAGAUGACAAUGAAGAAGAAAUAGAAAGUGCAGCUGAUCAAGAAGAAGAAGCCCACCCUGAGUACAAAUUUGGAAGUGAACUGUCUGCUGAUGACUUCAGUCACAAGGAAGCAGUUGCAAACAGUGUCAAGAAGACCUCAGAUGACCUUGAACAUGAAAACAACAAAAAGGGCCUGGUCACUGUAGAAGAUGAGCAGGCAUGGAUGGCGUCUUAUAAAUACGUAGGUGCUACCACAAACAUUCAUCCGUACUUGUCCACAAUGAUCAACUACGCACAGCCUGUGAAGUUUCAAGGUUUCCAUGUGGCUGAAGAGCGCAAUGUUCAUUAUAACAUGUCUUCUUUUAACGAGUCAGUUGGCCUUGGCUACUUGAAGACACACGCGAUUGAAUUUGUAAAUUACAAUAAGCGACAAAUGAGCCGCAUUUACCCCAAGGGAGGCCGAGUUGAUUCCAGUAAUUACAUGCCUCAGAUUUUCUGGAACGCUGGUUGCCAGAUGGUUUCACUGAACUAUCAAACCCCAGAUUUAGCGAUGCAAUUGAAUCAGGGAAAAUUUGAGUAUAAUGGAUCCUGCGGGUACCUCCUCAAGCCAGAUUUCAUGAGGCGGCCUGAUCGGACAUUUGAUCCCUUCUCUGAAACCCCUGUGGAUGGGGUCAUUGCAGCCACAUGCUCAGUGCAGGUUAUAUCAGGACAGUUCCUAUCAGAUAAGAAGAUCGGCACAUACGUGGAAGUAGAUAUGUAUGGGCUGCCCACCGACACCAUACGGAAGGAGUUCCGGACUCGCAUGGUUAUGAACAAUGGACUCAACCCAGUUUACAAUGAAGAAUCUUUUGUGUUUCGGAAGGUGAUCCUGCCCGACCUGGCUGUCCUGAGAAUCGCAGUGUAUGAUGACAACAACAAGCUGAUUGGCCAGAGAAUCCUUCCUUUGGAUGGCCUCCAAGCGGGCUACCGACACAUCUCCCUAAGAAAUGAGGGGAACAAACCAUUAUCACUGCCAACCAUUUUCUGCAAUAUUGUUCUUAAAACAUAUGUGCCUGAUGGAUUUGGAGAUAUUGUGGAUGCUUUAUCCGAUCCAAAGAAAUUUCUUUCAAUCACAGAAAAGAGAGCAGACCAAAUGAGAGCUAUGGGCAUUGAAACUAGUGACAUAGCAGAUGUGCCCAGCGACACUUCCAAAAAUGACAAGAAAGGCAAGGCCAACCCAGCCAAAGCGAACGUGACCCCUCAGAGCAGCUCUGAGCUCAGACCAACCACCACAGCCGCCCUGGGCUCUGGCCAGGAAGCCAAGAAAGGUAUUGAACUUAUCCCUCAAGUGAGGAUAGAAGAUUUAAAGCAAAUGAAGGCUUACUUGAAGCAUUUAAAGAAACAACAGAAAGAGUUGAACUCUUUAAAGAAGAAACACGCAAAGGAGCACAGUACCAUGCAGAAGUUACACUGCACACAAGUUGACAAAAUCGUGGCCCAGUACGACAAAGAGAAGUCGACUCAUGAGAAAAUCCUAGAGAAGGCGAUGAAGAAGAAGGGGGGGAGUAAUUGUCUUGAAAUGAAAAAAGAAACAGAAAUUAAAAUUCAGACCCUGACAUCAGAUCACAAAUCUAAGGUCAAAGAGAUUGUGGCACAGCACACCAAGGAGUGGUCGGAAAUGAUCAACACCCAUAGUGCUGAAGAGCAAGAGAUCCGGGAUCUGCACUUGAACCAGCAGUGUGAGCUGCUGAGAAAGCUGCUCAUCAACGCUCAUGAGCAGCAGACCCAGCAGCUGAAACUCUCCCAUGACAGGGAAAGCAAGGAGAUGCGAGCCCAUCAGGCUAAGAUUUCUAUGGAAAAUAGUAAAGCCAUCAGUCAAGAUAAAUCUAUCAAGAAUAAGGCAGAACGGGAAAGGCGAGUCAGGGAGUUGAACAGCAGCAACACUAAAAAGUUUCUAGAAGAAAGAAAGAGACUGGCGAUGAAACAGUCAAAAGAAAUGGAUCAAUUGAAAAAAGUCCAACUCGAGCACCUGGAAUUCCUAGAGAAACAGAAUGAGCAGCUUUUGAAAUCCUGUCACGCAGUGUCCCAAACACAAGGCGAAGGAGAUGCAGCAGAUGGUGAAAUUGGAAGCCGAGAUGGACCGCAGACCAGCAACAGUAGUAUGAAACUCCAGAGUGCAAACUGAAGCUGGUUCCAUGGACCAUCAGGAGCUCAUGGCCAGCUUCUAAACACGGACUCCAUGGACAAAGGCUGUUUCCUUUUGUGUUUCUUUUAUGUAUAGACACGGUGUUACCUGAAACCACAGACUGGGGAUGACCAAAUGUUCUUCUAUUAACAAUUGAGUAUUGAAUUUCUUUGGCCAACCAAAAAUAUCUAUGUAUCUACAAUUAAAAAUAAAAAAGAAUCUCCUAUUCCUGACAGACAGAGUUGAACUAUGAUACACAACUUAAACAUGUUUGCUAUAAGACAGCAUCACAAGUCGGUGGGCUUGGUGUUAACAGCUCUGCUUUGUGAUGCAUUAGGACAUGUUUGAGCUGCUGC
Messenger RNA from Peromyscus eremicus (cactus mouse), 4298 nucleotides. It is a transcript of the gene Plcb4, whose product is annotated as phospholipase C beta 4. Gene Ontology annotation, molecular function: calcium ion binding; phosphatidylinositol-4,5-bisphosphate phospholipase C activity. The record is from RefSeq and is a predicted model, not a curated record. Lineage: Eukaryota; Metazoa; Chordata; Mammalia; Rodentia; Cricetidae. Gene Ontology annotation, biological process: lipid metabolic process; phosphatidylinositol-mediated signaling. The transcript is spliced from 39 exons. The coding region runs from base 319 to 3942 and encodes 1207 amino acids.